This is a messenger RNA of Haliotis rufescens (red abalone), 1191 nucleotides long. RefSeq names its product FMRFamide peptide receptor frpr-18-like. The coding region runs from base 1 to 1191 and encodes 396 amino acids. Gene Ontology annotation, cellular component: membrane. The record is from RefSeq and is a predicted model, not a curated record. Gene Ontology annotation, biological process: G protein-coupled receptor signaling pathway. The transcript has a single exon. NCBI's taxonomy places the organism in Eukaryota, Metazoa, Mollusca, Gastropoda, Lepetellida, Haliotidae. Gene Ontology annotation, molecular function: G protein-coupled receptor activity.
AUGACAACCGGAAGUGAGGCAACCCUUGCCGGAAAUGAAGUAGAAAACGUGACGAAAGCUCUGAUGAAGACAGUCGAUCCCUACGCCAUUAUGAAUGAAGGAAUGGUUUCCAAGAAUCAGUAUGAGCAGUGCAGCUUCAUCAUCAACGUUAUCAUGAAGCCCUCGGUGUGCAUUGCCGGCGUCAUAAUGAACGUCAUCGGCAUUUGCGUGUUGUUACGUAAAUCUUUCCGCCGCUCCACCUACAUCUACCUCGGUUUCCUCUCUAUCUCCGACGUCGGGUACCUCCUCUGCGUUCUCAUACGCAGCCUUCCCAAGAUCAUCGUCCUUUACGAUGAUGUCCUCGCAAACGUCAUCGAAAUACCCAUUUUCUCGUACAUCUCCAUGUACUUUGACCUUGUGUUCACAAGAACAUCGGUUUUUCUUAUAUGCGCUUUGUCCAUCGAAAGGUUUGUUGCAGUGCUACGUCCUUUGACAGUAAGGGAACUAUUUUUGUCGCGUCACGCUUUAUCAAUAUGUGUAAGUGUUUUUGCCUUUUGCGCAAUUUUCUAUUUCCAUUUUCUCUUCGUUUACUACCCUCAACCGUAUUUUAACCCAAGUCGCAACAUAACGAUGUACACGGUUGGCCGCCGCCCUUGGUUCUUUGAUUCUGGUUUUGAGAAGGUAUUCUCUGUUUUAAACGAUAUCUUGAACUUAUAUGUCCCUCCCGUCAUUCUCAUAACGUGUAACAUCGGUAUUCUGGUCACGUUAGGUGCUGCUAAGAAGAAGCGAAAACGUCUCUUCUGUAAUGGUAGUGUAAACGACAUCUCGGCCAAUGACCAAAAAAGGAUAACGUUAACUCUGUUGAUUAUCUCCCUCUUCUUCCUCGUUGUGUUCCUCCCUGUCAUAGUCGUUGGUGUGUUAGCAAAAUAUGACCCGCAAAUGAAAGCUUUCGGACGCGAGCACUACUUCUUGUUCCUCAUGGCGGAUGUGACGUCACUCUGUUGGAGUAUGAGCUCAGCCAAUGAUUUCAUCGUCUACAUCUACACAAGUAUACAGUUCAGGGACACUCUGUUGGCCAUGUUCUGCCGAGGGAGAUAUGUCUCGAACAUGGAGCCUAAUCGAUCGCAAAGCGCAUCUAACGUUUCCCGCCUCACCAGUACCAGUUCGGACGAAGUAGGUGCAGUGGUCCGAGUCUCUGAGACUAGAUAUUAA